CUCAGCUCCUCUGCUCGCACGGACGAAGACGUUCGCUCUCCGUAAAGUUCUUCACCUGUGUGGUGUCGUGCGCACUCGGACUAUUUAUAUUAUUCGUCUCAACAUGAUCACGUGUUGGAAACCGACGACCACGGCUGCUUCCACGAUGCUACUUUUCAGCAUGCUCGUGGUGCUGUGUCCCGCCUACGUGCUCGUCCACCGCGCUGGCGUUGUGCCCCAGACUCAGGUGGUGUACCAGUCGCCGUAUCAACCCCCUGUGGUGCCCGUGGCGGGUCCGGGAGAGCCACACGUCAUCUAUCACUACGGGCUCGGAGGCGUGAGGCCCGAACUGCAGCCUCCCGUAGUGUUCGUGCGAGUGAUUCCCGCGUAUCCGCCCCCGAACCAGCCUCCCUUGCAGCCUCCGUUCAUCGAGGAAGUGCCACCCGUAUUCAAGAACCCACCUCCAGACCCCGAAGACACCCCGCCUACCAAGAAGCCCGGCAUCCAGGGACGCGGAGGUCGCCGCCCGGACUGUCCCGAGGUGGACAACAAGAAAGGAAUUGCACCACCGCCCACCCGUAAGCCCUCGAAGAGGGGCCGCGGCACUCAGACGAGGAAGUCCCGGAGGCCGCCGGCGGAGGCGACCACCCGAAGACCACCGAGCAAGGCCAACCGCCGCGUCAACCCCAAGAGCGAACGCCUGAGUACCGAGAGGCUAACCCUCGCCAAGAAUCCCUAAUGCUCUACCGAGCCGUCUGAGAGCCGUCUGCGACGCCCUGUGCAAUUUUCGCCGCCGGCGGAUUCCGCCAUGUUGCCUAUUCUGAUUGGCUCUAAGCUCAGGGUCACGUGCUCCCUGAUCGUUUCCAAAACAGCAACGUGGUGGUGUUCCGCCGUCGGUGAAAGGCUCGUAACGAGGCACAGCGAAUGUUUCGCAGACGGCCGGAAGAGUCAUUGUCUCACUGCUGCGAUGCUUUCUUCUGUGAGUCUGCGGAACUGUGAAGUCUGCUCGAAAUUGGCUGGAAGCGUUUUGUUUCCCUCAGCGUGGACGUUUGCUGACGCAGUUUUUUUUUUUUUGUCCUGGCACGCGAACUAGCAACAUGACCUUGGAUCCCCUCUGCUCGAGAAUUCCCUAUGGCACAGUGUAGUGUAGAAGAGCUAACGAUAGCUGCAGCGACUUUAACUAUCACAAUAUCUUACAAUAAAAGAACUAACAUCUGGGCUAGUUAGCAGUUCAGUACGGUGGGAAAUACUGAGACAGCUCGUGCUCCAUGAACACAGGAAUGAAAGAGCAUUCCAGACGGUUACCUUCUAGAAUUGAGCUAUAUAAUCAGCACACCUGCUAAAGAAAGGGUAUUAGGACUCGUAUGUUCAGCAGCUUGAUUUGGAAAGUACCAUACAUGUUAAAAGGAGACGUGUUGUCUACAUGGCCUCUUGACUCCGAGGCAGGUUUCGCUUUACAAAGAACGGAUAACUGUGACGUCACAUGCGUCAUCGCUUGUUUGCAAACGCUUCCGCGCUGAACAACCGGGCCAAUGUAACGCAUAGGACAGCUACAGCGGCGCAUAUUAUUGCACAGAUUUGCACGCGCAUAUUCAGGAAGCAGCGCCACUUUCGAGAGGACUGACUGUAAACCCAGACAGCGAAGACUGCAUGCGUGAACUGCUGCAACCCCCUGCGACGCUCGGGGUGUUUUUAGUCAUAUAACAUAAACUUAGUCACGACACUUAUUCCAUCCACCAUCGAUUCCGCGCAUACAAACUUCGACCGGCCGCCGGCGUUUCCGGGUUCUAAGCAAUCGCAAUGCUGACGUUGUCCUGCAAACACUGGGCUUGCAUAAAGCAACACCCGCAGACGCACCGGCAUGUUCGGACUGGAUCGUCAUACUUCAUCAAAAGUAAUUUAUCUACGUGUUUGCAUUCAUUUUAAGUUUAUUUCUCUGUAAAUAAACACACAUGUUUUAUCCAAA
Dermacentor andersoni is the source of this 1945-nucleotide messenger RNA. RefSeq lists its product as uncharacterized. Lineage: Eukaryota; Metazoa; Arthropoda; Arachnida; Ixodida; Ixodidae. The record is from RefSeq and is a predicted model, not a curated record.